AUGCCGGGGCCGCCUCCUCCUCCCCCGCCGCCGCCACCUCCCGGCGGUGGCGGUCCUCCUCCUCCACCACCUCCUCCUCCUGGAGGAGCACCUGGCGGCAUGCCUGGACGUCCUCCGCUCGGUCGCGGUGCUCUCCUAGCCGAUAUAAGCAAAGGCAAAGCCCUCAAGAAGGCUGUCACGAACGAUCGCUCUGCCCCUCAGGUCAGCGGCGGCGGAACUUCAUCCUCAGGUCCACCAGUAGGCGGCGCGCCUCCGGUACCAGGCCUGGCGCCUCCGGUACCUGGAAACCGUGCCAGGAGCAACAGUGAUCAGGGUACCGGAGCGGCGACGCCGGCCGGGUUGGAAUCAGCGGCGCCGCAGUUGGGUGGGCUGUUCGCGGGCGGCAUGCCCAAACUGAAGAAGCGAGGCGGUGGCAUUGACACUGGACGGGAGACAGACUCCUCAUACUUAUCCGAUCCGGGCGAGUCGAAAUUCUCCGCGCCUAGACCGCCUGCCUCAGCACCUCCACCGCCGUCAAGCGGCGCUCCUGCGAUCCCGGGAAGGCCAUCGCUGUCGGUACCUGGCCCUGGUGGGUUACGAAAGACGAGUGCAAGGGGACCGCCGCCACCCAUAGGAAAGAAGCCACCCCCGCUACCAACAUCUCGAAAACCAGCAUUGAAGCCGACGCUCCCCGCUUCUCCUGCCCCUCCGCCUCCUCCGGCUCCAUCAGGAGCACCAGCGCCGCCUCCUCCUCGUCCUACAUCGUCAGCUCCCGGUGCGCCUCCUCCACCACCACCUUCAAGCGCGCCCCCUUUGCCAGCAGCCGCUCCUCGAUUACAGCCUCCCCCUCCACCACCUCCGCCAGCCAGCGUCGCGCCUUCGAUUGCCCCUGCCGUGAACAACCGGCUCUCCGGACGAUCGUCCCCUACGACGGCGCCUCCGCCCCCUCCGCCUGGUGCUGCGCCGUCACCGCCGCCGCCUCCUCCACCGCAAGGCCGCAGCCGCGGUGCUUCCCUUCGACAAUCUAUGCUCGAUCCGAGCGCGUACACCCUAUCUACAAACGGCUCCCACUCACCAGCUGGUACGCCGAAGUCGCGCACCUCGUUUCAUUCACCAAGCCCAAGCCUCGGUGGUGGAAGCCGCAUCGUCAUCAACGAUUCAAGAUGGCACUUCAAGGAGGACGACCAACUUCCAAAACCGAGAGGCUUUUCUGGGGGCAGCCGGAGGUACAGAGCAGGCAGGGGAAGCAGUGUUCCGUUAGAUUUGAGCGCUUUUUAG
Messenger RNA from Cordyceps fumosorosea ARSEF 2679, 1257 nucleotides. Its product is annotated as Actin-binding WH2. Gene Ontology annotation, molecular function: actin binding. NCBI's taxonomy places the organism in Eukaryota, Fungi, Ascomycota, Sordariomycetes, Hypocreales, Cordycipitaceae. The record is from RefSeq and is a predicted model, not a curated record. The transcript is spliced from 2 exons. The coding region runs from base 1 to 1257 and encodes 418 amino acids.